CUAGUAGAGGCUUUAUUUAUUAUCCGAUUCGAGUGUGUACAUCACAGGAGGCAGCCGCCAGACGCGCCAUCCAUCGGCUUAAAACGAGUAGAGAGCUUCCGCGUACACGUCGAUCGCGUCGUCUUCGUCCACGCCGAAGUCGCCGCCGCGCCGCCGGCCCGGAGUAGGCGUCGUCGCCGCCGCCGUAUCGGGGGUGCCGCCCGCGACGGGUCGAUCGUCAUCGUCGUUGUCGAAGAGAAUGGCGGCGACGGAGGUAGCGACGGAGGUGAGGGGAGCGAGCGGCGCCGGUGCCGGGGGUUCGUCGAGGACGUGAUCCGUCGCGGCGGCGACGCGGGCGAUGUCGGCGGCGCGCGGCCUGGCGGCGGCAUCCCCGAGCGUCCCGAGGACGGCGAGGAGCCAACCGGUCUGGGCCGUCUGCUCAAGGACGGCGGAGACGUAGUCCGUCGCGACGCCGACGGCCCACGACGGCCCGAGGGGCCAAAAGCCCUCGUGCCAGGCGUUGUGCCCGCCCCGGUUCGUGCGCACGACGACGACGCGGGGGUUCCGCACGAGCUCCGGCCAGUCGUAGCAGUCGUCGUGCGACACGAGCGGGUCGUCGCGCGCGUGGACGACGAGGAGCGGAAUGCGCACGUCGCGGAGUCGCUCGCGGCUCGACGCGACGUAGUGCGGCCGCGUGCGCGGGAGUCGGGCCGGCACGGGCGCCAAUGGCGCACUGGGCCGCCGCCGCCGCGCCGCCGCGCCGGCGCCGUCGUCGAAGCCGGCAAACGAACCCGGCUCGGAACGAUUCGACGCGCGGGGGAUGGCCGCGACGUGACGAUCGUACAUCACGGCCGGGCCGUGCCGCGCGAACGCCAGGACGCGGCGCGCGUGCUCGCGGCGCGCGCGCUCGUCGGCGAGGCCCGGGUCGGCCCUCGCGUGGCGGAGAAUGCACCGUCGCAUGCCGCGCGCGAAGACCUUGCGGUACGUCGCGUUUUUCGUCUUGGCGACGAAGUCCGCGGUACGCAGAAAAUCCAUGCAGCCCGCGAGCGUGACGGCCGCGACGAGCGGCGUCGCCUCGCCGGCGGCCGCGAGGUACUGAACCAGCAGGAAGGCGGACGCGGAGUGCGCGACGCAGAAGAUCGGCGCCGCCGGGUUCGACGCGCGGAUCGCCUCGACUGCGCGCGCGAGGUCCCGCCACUCGUUCCAGUCGAGCCGCCAGUCGCUGAAGGCGACCGCGCGCCAGCCGCGGCUCUCGCAGCGCCGCGCCAGGUGCUUCAUGUAGUGGUCGUCGCGCGUGCCGCCGACGCCGUAGAGCAGCAGGACGACCGGCGACGUUGGGGACGGCGGCGGCGCGCGCGUCGCGAAGAGGCCGUCGCCGUGCAGGGCGAACUCGUCGCGGUGCGCGACGAGCCAGUCGAGCCAGACCUCGCCGCCGUCGAACGUCCGGACGGCCUGGCGGCGCCAGCGCACGGGCCGCAGCAGCAGGAAGCUCAGGUCCGCCAGGACGUGCGCGAUCACGGUCUGCGCGUGGCGGCUCGUCAGCCAGAACACGGGCCGAAACUCGCGCGUCGCGAGCCCGGCGCGCUCGACGAUCGCCACGUUCCAGAACGUCCGCGUGCAGCUCACGACCGGCCGCUCGCAGACGCGGACGCGCCAGUGCGCCACCCAGCCCAGCGCGCCGCCGACGACCUGCCCGCGACGCCGGCGAUCGCGACCGCGCGCGACGAAAUCGCCCCCCUCGCGCGCGCCCCUCGCGCGGACCGACUUGGACGCGGCCGCGCGCCCAGGCCCAGACGUUCCGCGACACGAGGAUGGCCAGCGCGCGCAGCACCUUGGCGACCGUCCGCCGGCCGGGGCGGCGGCCGAACACCGCGUCGAAGACGUACCGCCGGAGCCAUCGCCUGCCGACGACCGCGGCGGCGAACGCGACGACGAGGCCCUGGUUCCGCGCGCUCGUCUGCGUCAGCGAGUACGCGACGCUCCGCGCCAGGUCCUUGAGCCCGAACGCGUGGCGGCCCACGUUCACGCCGCGCCGCCGCCGCAGCAAGAAACGGACGCACGAACGCAGGGCGAGCACCGAGCUAAUGACCAGCGUGAGCGCAUCCACGAGCGCAUUUUUCUCGUCGGGCCAGGAGGACGGCAUCUGUUCGUGACUUGAGCCAGGACGGCUCGAUGCGGAGCACUGAUGAUGAGAGUUACAACUCGUGCAUGCUACAUGUACCUG
Molecule: messenger RNA, 2203 nt
Organism: Pelagomonas calceolata
Lineage: Eukaryota; Pelagophyceae; Pelagomonadales; Pelagomonadaceae
Source: the annotation of a GenBank genome assembly